UUGUCAAUCGUUGCACGAAGCAGCUGGGUUUCGAAACCUCUAAUAAGAAAAAGAAUCUGAAAAUGUAUCAAGUUCAACUCUCAGCUUGCACUUCAAUUCGUCCCUCCGUGAUGCUUAAGCCAAGGAUGGUUCAGCAGAGUCGGGAGGUUGUCCAGAAGGAGCAGAGGAGAGUUGAUCAUCGCACGAGAGUUCCUCGUAAUGAGAAUUUAGAGAAGCUUAGGAAUGGAUAUCUGUUUCCUGAGAUUGCUAUGCGUGAAGCUGAACACUUGCAAAAGUACCCCAAUUUUAAGUUGAUAAACCUUGGGAUUGGUGAUACCACUGAACCCAUCCCGGACAUCAUCACAUCCAGCAUGGUUGAGCAAGCACAAGCUCUGUCAACACUUGAAGGCUAUAGAGGGUAUGGACCUGAGCAUGGCAACAAGGCAUUAAGGAAGGCAAUUGCAGAUGUAGUCUACAAAGGUCUAAAGGUGAAGGACACUGAGGUUUUUGUAUCAGAUGGUGCACAAUGCGACAUUUCUCGCCUUCAGUUGCUUCUAGGAUCAAAUGUAACAAUUGCCGUGCAGGAUCCCUCAUUUCCGGCAUACAUAUAUUCGGGUGUUAUAAUAGGUCAAGCUGGUGAAUUUCAAGAGGAAACAGGGAAGUACUGGAAUAUUGAGUAUAUGAAGUGUGGGCCUCAAAAUAACCUGUUUCCAAACCUGUUGACAACUUCAAGAACUGAUGUUAUUUUCUUCUGCUCUCCAAACAACCCAACUGGUCAUGCUGCAUCAAGAAAUCAACUAGAGCAACUAGUGGAGUUCGCAAGAAAAAAUGGGUCAAUUAUUAUUUAUGACUCUGCCUAUGCUGCUUAUAUCUCGGACGACAACAGCCCAAGGUCUAUCUUUGAAAUUCCUGGAGCAAGAGAGGUUGCAAUUGAGGUUUCUUCUUUCUCAAAGUUUGCUGGUUUCACUGGUGUCCGUCUUGGUUGGACAGUGGUCCCUGAAGAGUUGCUAUUUGCAAAUGGCUUUCCUGUCAUAAAAGACUUCAAUCGCAUUGUCUACACCUGCUUUAAUGGGGCAUCAAGUAUUGCUCAAGCAGGGGGACUUGCUUGCUUAUCCCCAGAAGGUCUAAUGGCCAUACGCCAGGUAAUUGACUACUACAAGGAGAAUGCCAAAAUACUAAUUGAUACAUUUGAAUUGCUCGGCCUCAAGGCAUAUGGAGGAAAGAAUGCUCCUUAUAUUUGGGUUCAUUUUCCGGGUUCAAGAUCUUGGGAUGUAUUUGAUGAGAUUCUUGAGAAGACACACGUAGUCACAGUUCCAGGUAGGGGAUUCGGCCCUGGUGGUGAAGAGUACGUCAGAGUUAGUGCAUUUGGUCACAGAGAAAUCAUCCUGGAAGCUUCAAAGAGGCUGAAAAAUCUGUAUAGAUAAAUAAACCUAUUUCACACUUCCAACUUCUGCUCAAAUGAAUACUGAUAUAAACCACUCAGUUUUUAGUCUGAAGUUCUCCUUACAGAGUUUUUCUUUUUUGUUUCAGAGAGUAAAGUUUGAUUGUUUUUCAAAUAUUGUAAUAUAAAAUGAGAGGAAUGAU
Molecule: messenger RNA, 1563 nt
Organism: Nelumbo nucifera (sacred lotus)
Lineage: Eukaryota; Viridiplantae; Streptophyta; Magnoliopsida; Proteales; Nelumbonaceae
Product: aminotransferase ALD1, chloroplastic-like
Biological process (GO): biosynthetic process
Molecular function (GO): pyridoxal phosphate binding; transaminase activity
Source: RefSeq, a predicted model, not a curated record